This is a messenger RNA of Puma concolor (puma), 1929 nucleotides long. The record is from RefSeq and is a predicted model, not a curated record. NCBI's taxonomy places the organism in Eukaryota, Metazoa, Chordata, Mammalia, Carnivora, Felidae.
AUGAGUGAUAAACUCGACAGUGAAGGCCCUGUGCCCAUGGAAGGCUGCAGCCAGGACAGCAACAGUGCCCAGGGCAGCCCUGAAGCCCUAGCCCCUCAGGAGGAAGAGGAGGAGGAGGAAGGUGGGGCUGGGGUGGCUGCAGAGUCUGUACCUCAGCCUGGGCUCUACAGCUACAUCAGGGACGACUUGUUUACCUCGGAGAUCUUCAAGUUGGAGCUGCAGAAUGUGCCUCGCCACGCCAGCUUCAGUGAUGUCCGACGCUUUCUGGGCCGCUUUGGCCUACAGCCUCAUAAGACCAAACUCUUUGGGCAACCUCCCUGCGCCUUUGUGACAUUCCGUAGCGCCGCUGAGCGGGACAAGGCCCUGCGCGUGCUGCACGGUGCCCUCUGGAAGGGCCGUCCACUCAGCGUGCGCUUGGCCCGACCCAAGGCUGAUCCCAUGGCCAGAAAGAGGCGGCGUGAGGAUGAGGGUGAGCCCACGGCCACAUGCAUCGCAGAUGUAGUGACCCCACUUUGGACCGUGCCCUAUGCUGAGCAGCUUGAGCGAAAGCGGUUGGAGUGCGAGCAGGUGCUACAGAAGCUCGCCAAGGAAAUUGGGAGCACCAACCGCGCCCUGCUGCCCUGGCUGCUCUCACAGAGGCACAAGCACAACAAGGCCUGCUGCCCGCUGGAGGGGGUUAGGCCAUCACCCCAGCAGACCGAAUAUCGUAAUAAGUGUGAGUUUCUGGUUGGCGUCGGGGUGGACGGGGAGGACAACACAGUCGGCUGUCGGCUUGGCAAGUACAAGGGCGGGACAUGUGCUGUGGCAGCCCCCUUUGACACCGUGCACAUCCCUGGGGCCACCAAGCAGGUGGUGAAGGCUUUCCAGGAGUUCAUCCGGUCCACUCCAUACUCAGCGUACAACCCAGAGACAUACUCAGGCCACUGGAAGCAGCUGACUGUGCGCACCAGCCGCCGUGGCCAAGCCAUGGCCAUUGUUUACUUCCACCCCCAGAAGCUGAGCCCUGAGGAACUGGCUGGGCUGAAGGCCUCCUUGGCACAGCACUUCAUGGCAGGGCCAGGCAAGGCCACUGGGGUGACCUGCCUCUACUUUGUAGAGGAGGGACAGCGAAAGACUCCCAGUCUGGAGGGCCUGCCCCUGGAGCACGUGGCUGGAGACCGAUGCAUCCACGAGGACCUGCUGGGGUUGACCUUCCGGAUCUCCCCUCAUGCCUUCUUUCAGGUGAACACCCCGGCAGCCGAGGUGCUCUACACAGUCAUCCAGGACUGGGCCCAGCUGGACACAGGGAGCACAGUGCUAGACGUGUGCUGCGGCACUGGCACCAUUGGCCUGGCACUGGCCCCGGUGAGCCCUCCUGCCCUGCCUGAUGGGUCAGAAUGCCAUGAGUCUGUCCUUUACUGGUUUCAGAAGGUGAAGAGAGUUGUAGGAAUUGAGCUGUGCCAGGAGGCUGUGGAAGAUGCCCGGGUGAAUGCCCAAGACAAUGAGUUGAGCAAUGUUGAGUUCCAUUGUGGGAGAGCCGAGGACCUAGUGCCCGCUCUGGUGAGCAGACUGGCCUCCCAGCAGCUCGUUGCCAUCCUGGACCCUCCUCGUGCUGGCCUGCAUUCCAAAGUGAUCCUGGCUGUCCGAAGAGCCGAGAACCUCAAACGGCUCCUGUACGUCUCUUGCAACCCCCGGGCAGCCAUGGGCAACUUUGUCGACCUCUGCAGGGCCCCAUCUAAUCGGGUGAAGGGCACUCCCUUCCGGCCUGUCAAGGCUGUGGCCGUGGACCUGUUCCCGCAGACCCCGCAUUGUGAGAUGCUCAUCCUGUUUGAGAGGGUGGAGUACCCCAAUGGCACAGGGGCCCUGGAGCCCCAGGACCCUCCAGCCCAGCCCCCACCAGGGUCCCCAGAUGAUACCCUGCAGGAAACUGGGGCUUCCACCUCUUCCUAG